Messenger RNA from Lolium rigidum, 767 nucleotides. Its product is annotated as PLASMODESMATA CALLOSE-BINDING PROTEIN 3-like. The transcript has 3 exons. Lineage: Eukaryota; Viridiplantae; Streptophyta; Magnoliopsida; Poales; Poaceae. The record is from RefSeq and is a predicted model, not a curated record. The coding region runs from base 114 to 767 and encodes 217 amino acids.
GCCACGCCGACUAGCUAGCUUCUUCCUCCUCCCCCCAAUCUUGGUCACUAGCGCCAGCUUGCUUGCUACUGCUCCGGCGAGCUCGAGCUCCUCCUCUUGCUCCUGCUGCUGCCAUGGCGGCGCCUCUGCUCCUCAUGCUCCUGCUCGCCAUGUUCACCGGCUCAGAUGCGCUCUUCUGCGUGUGCAAGAACGACGCGUCCCCGGCGGCGAUGCAGAAGGCCAUCGACUACGCCUGCGGCAAGGGCGCCGACUGCACCCAGAUCAUGCCCACCGGGCCCUGCAACAACCCGUCCACCAUCGUCGCCCACUGCUCCUACGCGUGCAACUCCUACUACCAGAAGAACGCUGGCAUGGGCGCCACCUGCGACUUCAUGGGCGUCGCCACCCUCACCGGCGCUGACCCCAGCGCCGGCGCCUGCAAGUACCCGGCAAGCGCAAGCGGCGUCGGCACCGGGACAGGCGUUGGGACCGGCGCCGGAGCUGGAACCGGAGCUGGAACCGGGAUGGGCACCGGCGCAACCCCCGGCGCGGGCAUGGGCACUGGUGCAGGCACCGGCGUGGGUACCGGGGCAGGAGGCAUGGGCGGCACUGGCGGCACCGUCCUGGCCCCGCCCGGCUCGACGAGCACCGGGAUGCCGGGGAGCCCAUUCGGCGGCGCGUACGGCCCGUCGGGCAACAGCAUGAGCCCCGACUACAGCCACGCAGUCGGCCGCCACGUCGCUGCCGCCGGUGCCUUGGUGGCGCCACUCCUCCUCCACUUCAUCUGA